GCUGCAUUCUGAUUCAGAUCUUACGCCCCGGCGCGCUGAGCCGGCCUGGCCUCAGUUUCCCCACUUCUAAAGAGAAGGGGCCAUGCUGCCCUGUUUCUUGUUCCUCUCCAAGCACAUCAGCACUUCGUUGGUGUCCCUGCGCAGGGCGCGCCACGGCUUCGCGCUCCCGCCGCGCUGGGUCCCCAGGCGGCCCUGGGGCUCCCCGCCCGCCGGCCCCGGCCACCUGCUGGCCGCAGCCGCCUCCUCGCGGGGACCAGCAGGGCCAGCCGGCGCCCCCUCCAGGGUGCGCCAGAACUUCCACCCGGACUCAGAGGCCGCCAUCAACCGCCAGAUCAACCUGGAGCUCUGUGCGUCCUACGUGUACUUGUCUAUGGCCUAUUACUUCUCCCGAGAUGACGUGGCCUUGCACAACUUCGCCAGAUAUUUCCUUCGACUGUCCCGGGAGGAGACCGAGCACGCGGAGAAGCUGAUGAGGCUGCAGAACCAGCGGGGAGGACAGAUCUGCCUACAGGACAUCAAGAAACCGGACCAGGACGACUGGAAAAGCGGGCUGAAUGCCAUGGAGUGCGCUCUGCUCUUGGAAAAGAAUGUGAACCAGUCGUUGCUGGAAUUGCACACUCUGGCCUCAGACAAAGGUGACCCCCAUUUGUGCGAUUUCCUGGAAACCCACUAUCUGAAUGAGCAGGUGAAGUCUAUCAAACAACUAGGUGACCACGUGCACAACUUGGUUAAGAUGGGAGCCCCGGAUUCUGGCCUGGCAGAGUACCUUUUUGACAGACAUACCCUUGGAAAUGAAAACAAUCAGGACUAACCCAUAGGCUGCCUUCUCCACCGCC
Molecule: messenger RNA, 836 nt
Organism: Delphinapterus leucas (beluga whale)
Lineage: Eukaryota; Metazoa; Chordata; Mammalia; Artiodactyla; Monodontidae
Gene: FTMT
Product: ferritin mitochondrial
Biological process (GO): iron ion transport; intracellular iron ion homeostasis
Cellular component (GO): mitochondrion; cytoplasm
Molecular function (GO): ferric iron binding; ferrous iron binding
Source: RefSeq, a predicted model, not a curated record